AUGGGCACCUUGUCCCUCCUGGAGAAGGCCCGGGCUCUGCUCCAUGUCCGGAACCAGCUGCUGCGGGAGUGCCUGGCGGAGCUGCUGGGCGUCUUCGUGCUCAUCCUGAUCACCCUGGGAGGCUCAGCACAGAUGCUCACCAGCUCCGAGACUAAAGGGAACAUCCUCACUGCCAGCCUGGCGGGCUCCCUGGCUGUCAUGGUGGCCAUCUACACAGCAGGAGGAGUCUCUGGGGCCCACCUGAACCCCGCGUUUUCCUUUGCCAUGUGCCUGCUGGAGCAGUUUCCCUGGUGGAAAUUUCCCAUCUUCGUGGCCGUGCAGAUCUUUGGAGCUUUCCUUGCCUCUGGAGCUGUCUACGCCCUCUACUAUGGUGCGGGGAGGGGCAACGGCUGGUGGUGGGUGCCAGUGGUGGCUCCGCUGCCCGGGGCCGCGCUGGGCUCGCUGCUCUACCAGCUCCUGGUGGCUUUUCACCACCCCACGGAGGAGGAGGAGCAGGACCAGGCCCAGCAGAGCUCCCUGGUCCUCGUCAAUCCCACCGCCCGCCCGGCCACCGAGAUCCCGCUGGAGAAGAAGGAUCUCAAGGAGGUGCAGCUGCAGAAGUGA
Messenger RNA from Chaetura pelagica (chimney swift), 603 nucleotides. RefSeq names its product aquaporin 10 (gene AQP10). Gene Ontology annotation, cellular component: plasma membrane; basolateral plasma membrane. Gene Ontology annotation, biological process: water transport; glycerol transmembrane transport. Gene Ontology annotation, molecular function: urea transmembrane transporter activity; water channel activity; glycerol channel activity. The record is from RefSeq and is a predicted model, not a curated record. Lineage: Eukaryota; Metazoa; Chordata; Aves; Apodiformes; Apodidae. The transcript is spliced from 4 exons. The coding region runs from base 1 to 603 and encodes 200 amino acids.